Messenger RNA from Thlaspi arvense, 1716 nucleotides. NCBI's taxonomy places the organism in Eukaryota, Viridiplantae, Streptophyta, Magnoliopsida, Brassicales, Brassicaceae. The record is from the annotation of a GenBank genome assembly.
AUGGACAUCACACUUUCUAAGCUCAAAUACGCGAUGGGGAAGGAACCUGUGAAUGGAUUCAAGGCCAUAGACAAGUACUCGGACUUCAAGUACAUCGCCAAGGUGAAGGAGAUACUCGGGCCUGAGCAGUUUAAGAGAAUCGAGGACUCUUUCUUGGGUCCGGUAUUCGAAGGCUAUGUUUCCAACAUCCAAUCUACAAAAGCGCAACACAUGGAUGUAUUGCUGAAUCAUCACUGGGGGAAAGAUGCUUACGAAAUGCUGUUAAAAUCAGUGAAGAAGACUGUGGAGAAGAAUCUAGAAAAGUCCAAGUACCCUCUGGACGGGUUCCCUUUUGCGCUUCACCUAUGGAUCUUGGAAUCCGUACCCAAGCUUCAGUCGGCUUUCUCUACCAUUGACAAAACAAUGGAUGUCGUACACAUCCUUCCAAAAAUACAUGGUGACGUCGAAGACACCGUGUUUUUGCAAGACAAAUGCGAUGAAGAUCUGCAUUCGCUUGUGGAUCUGUUGGAGAAGGGUUUCAGGCUGACACAUGAUCACUGGAAAACAAAGAUUGUGAAGAGAGACGAUGCAUUGCCAUACAUUGCAUCGCAGUCAUAUCGCUAUCCCCAUUCAGAAAGAGCGAGACAAAACUCCCGACCACCUUCUUCAGACGAGUCAGUAGAGGCGAAGCUUGACCAGCUCAAGAAGAUAUUCAUAGAUGGACAGAGACAUAUCCGUUCUCGGCUAUCAAAAAUCGAGCAAAAGUUUGGCAUAUAUGAUCUUUCAGAUUCCAUUGAUGAGGAUAUAUCUGAUCACGUCUCGCCUCCUGUGCACCAUGAAACUGGUGUAAACCCAAUUGAGGUAGGACCUUCAAGAAAAAAGACUGUCAAUAGAAGUGGUGUGGUUGAAACAACCAAAGAAACUGAUAAGAUGAACGAUGAUGAGACAACUACGAGUAGCAAAGAACAGGAGGAAGCCCAAACACAGAUGGAAAAGGAUGAGAGGACCAACCAAUGGAGGAGCAACAAACUGUUAGCUAUACUUGUACAAACCCCGCCUGUGAUAUCGACAUCCAUGGAGACUGUUGGAGGCAAUGAACCCGCGGAGAUGGACAAUGAUGAUGGGAGCCAAGAAAAUAAUGAAACAACACCUGCUCUAGGUCCAAUCCGCAGCUAUUAUUUGAGGUACUUGAGCAUUGAUAAGUAUGAGAAUGUCCAAGAGAUGCGGAUCCGUCCUACACUGCCUCAGGUGCUUUAUGAAGAACAUGUCGCCAACGUUUUAGAGGCUGGGCAAGUCGUUGAGGUUUACCACAAUGAGCACUGGUGCAGAGGGUGUGUGGAAGCGCCUAUCGAGGGUACAAAGGUUUCUAUCCACCUAUAUUAUAUCGACAAAACACAACUGGUAGACGUUAUGGAUACGAGGAUUUUUAGACAAUGGGUGGACGAGGCGUGGGAUCCUCCUGUGGAUGUGGCUAUCCAGGAAGAUGCAGUGACGUCUGCUUCGCCCACCACAGUAGAAGACAUUGCAAAGCCUGUCUUCUUAUCAAAGGUUAAACCAGAGAUGGAGAAAGUGGAGAAGGUGAAAUCCAAGGAGGAGAAAGUGGAGAAGGCGAAAUCCAAGGAGGAGAAGGGGAAGAAGGAGAAAUCGAAGAAAAAGAAAGCGAAGAAAGAGCAGAAUGAAGAGCUAGAGAAAACAUCUCUAAGAAAGAGCAAAUGGUUCAAACAAACGGAUAUGUGA